Cottoperca gobio is the source of this 1066-nucleotide messenger RNA. RefSeq names its product translation initiation factor IF-2-like. NCBI's taxonomy places the organism in Eukaryota, Metazoa, Chordata, Actinopteri, Perciformes, Bovichtidae. The transcript is spliced from 2 exons. The record is from RefSeq and is a predicted model, not a curated record. The coding region runs from base 9 to 1010 and encodes 333 amino acids.
UGGCGGCCAUGCAUGAGGGCACCGCGGCCCUUCAGCAACAGCAGAGCCAGACGCUUGUAGACCUGGCGGCGUACCAGAAGGCGGACCGAGACCUCCUGCAGGGAAUGCUCCGGUCAUCGGCAGCCCCGGAGGGUGAGUCGGGAGGCGGGCCAACCCAGCUCCCUCGGGUCGCAGUGCAGAAGAUGACGGCGGAGGACGACCCGGAGGCCUUCCUGGACAUUUUCGUGGGCACGGCAGAGGCGUGCAGGUGGCUGCAGGCGGAGUGGGGGAUACGACUGCUCCCCCUGCUGUCCGGGAAGCCCAGCGGGCCACCCAUACCCUGCCCGCGGACUCCAGAUACGACUACAACUAGCUCCGGAGGGCGAUCCUGGACCGGCUGGGCAGCACACCAGAGGGACUUCGCCGCCGGCUCCGGAGCCUGCCCUUUGAGGACGCUGGCCGACCCUUCGCCUUCGCCCAGCAGCUCCUCGACUCGGCUAGGCGCUGGCUCCAGCCGGGAGUCAACUCCGUUGAGGACAUCGUCGGGCAGGUGGCCCUGGAGCAAUUCAUCGCCGGACUCCCACUCUCCUCGGCGAACUGGGUCCAGUGUCACCGUCCGGCCAGCCUUGAAGCCGCCGUCAGACUCGCGGAGGACCACCUCUCCCUGCCCCGGCGGAGCCUGGGGGCCGAAGCCCGGGCCAUCUCUCCUCCACAGCUUCGGCCCGUUCCAGCCCCGAGGAGGUUCCGGCCUGCCAUGGGGGCCGCUGGCCCUGGCACUACACCAUCCUCCGUGGGUCCUGCCUACAACCCUGGGACAGCUGGACCCCAGUCGCUCCCUAACCCCCCAGCCACACCCGGUGGGACUGUCCAGUCAUGGAGGUGUGGCAGUUGGUCCGGAUUGUGGCACCGCCAGACUCCUUCCCCGGUCCGGAAGGGAUAUACCAUGUACCGACCGACGCCUCGAACAGCGGGGUGGGAGCCGUUCUGUCCCAGGAGGUGGAGGGGGUCGACCUGCCCGUACUGUACAUUAGCCGGAAGCUGGCUCAGCGGGAGGUGAACUACAGUAUGGUGGAGAAAGAGUGCCUCG